UCAUCUGGUGGCUGCUUAAAUAUAAACCAUAAUAUUUCUAUAGAUAAUUGAGAAUGGAAAUGGAGUAACAAUCAAGAACAUAAACACAUUGAAUAAUGGCCAUCUCUUGGUUAUUAAACUGAUAGUGCUUUAUCAUCACCUUGCUUACCUCUCCUGGACAAGGACUCCUAAAUGGUUUGGAAAACUAUUUGUUGAUGAGAAGAACCUAACCCUCAUCAUGAACUGGACUGAGAAACAUGAGCAGUUUCCUCUGCUACACACCAUGUUAGAUGAAACUAAUUGCUGUAGUCAAGAGCAGAAAAUUCCCGUGCCUUCUCACAAACCACGUGAAAGAAACUGCGUUUCACAGCGUGACUUGAUGGAAAAAGCUGCAGCACUCAGUUCAGUUCCGUCAGCUGAGCUUUGCAAGUGAAAGCUCAGAGUUAGUAAUUUUACUGCCAAGGAAAAGGUCUUGUGCCUUUAAUUCUGCUGCCAAAAGCGGCUGCGUUGGCAGGGUACUGGAGAGCUCCUGGCUGACUCUGCUGAAAACCCCGCACUGUUACAGCAACCAUCAGCCACCCAGCCUGCCGCGACGGGGACACGACCCGUACUGCACUGACAUUAUUAUUGCUGGUCAAUUAGAGAUGCAGCCCCGUGACUGAGACCUCGAGCCGUGUCUGCGCUGCACAAGCUGACACAAGCUCCCGCAGGCUUGCCAGUCCUGGACUGAGCCCCACCGAGACCGUCCUCUGCCGGGCUUUCACUGAGGACAAUGAGGAGCUGGAGCCCUUUCACAGCGUGACGUGGGACCACUGUGAUCCCUCCAGCGGAUGCCUGGAAAGCCGCCAGAAAGACAGCCAAACUUUCUUUUGUUCCAUUCAGAAGGCAAAUAACCUGGGAUUCUCUAUGCACACCAGCAGAAAUCUUUCAGUACAUGCCCCCAGUCUUUGCAGCUUUAAAUUCAAGGUUAAGAUGCUGGAACGUACGCUGUUCAAAGAUUCUCCUGAACAAAAACCUCCUAAUAAAUUAAAAGCCUGAAAGCCUUAGCUUCAUCUGUUCCUGUGCUUGGUUCUGUCUAAGCAGCAAUAUGCCGAGUGACUUGGAGUGGGUCUUGAAAGUCUGGAAGAGGAAGAGGACAUUCAUGUUGUUGAAAGACUGCUUGAAAGAACUGGGCUCAUUUCCUUACAUAGGAGAAAAAGAUCUGUGCUUCUGCAGUUUACUGAUCUGUUCUAACCCAAGUACUGGCACGGGAAGCAGAUGGGAAAACCUGAGAGACACACCAUGACCCCACAGGAGAAAUGGCAGCGGGUGUUAGGUGAUCACCUCUCCUUGGAUCUCGAUAUGUUCCUCUUGAACCUCUUUCCUCUUGGACACCAAAUGUUUUGGUAAAACCAAUUUAUGGCAUUAAGGCAUGUCCAAGUUCAAAGAUGCUGUGUGGAUUUGUCACUGUGAGCAAUACUCCACGUGUGACCACAAAUCUCCUUCCAGAACUCCUAGUGCUUAUGCUCUCAUAGCACCUUUUUGUGAAUUAUCCUUUUAAAAGUUGGAAUUGUCCAUCCAGUAAAAUGUCUUGUAGAUGUGAUACUAAGCUUAAUGUGCUAGAAAAGCUGGAUGUCAGCUGGUAUCAGAGUGACUUUAUAUAGAGGCUGGCAAAAGUCUUUGCCCUUCCCCUUUCCUUACAAGCUAUGAAUUUGAUGUGUGUGGAUCAGAGAAGUGGAGGAUCUGUGGAGACUUUUAAAAGGAUUGACAACAGCCUAAGAGCUACCUUCUUUAACCUAUGCUGGAGGCAAGAACUUCUUGAACAGUACUUGGUAGUGGUUUCUUUCUCCUCCCUCCUGGAAGUGACCAUGUUGCAAUGUCACUGUGUGCAUACAGCAUUCACGCAGAGGGGAGAAAACACAAAUUUUUAAAGCUAUUUUUGUGGUUUUGACUGAUCUACUGGAGUCAAGGGAAACCAGAACAAGCACAGAGAAGUGUGAAAGCUAACAAACAAGACUUGUGGAGGAAUUACAAUAUGCACAUACAGUCAUCUCUUGGCAUAUGUCACCCCCUCCCCAAGAGGGUGGUGAGCAAAGCAAGAAGCAGCAAUUUGUCUAGUUCUGGGAUUUUAACUCAGAAUUUACCAAUAACUAACUGGAACAGACACCCAGAAUUAAGGCUUUUUGGAAGCUCUUGCUUCACAUUAUAUUUCUCAGUAAAGCAACGUCUUGCUAUGGCACAUGAGAGCCCUGGUUUUAUAUAUCUACAAAUAUUUUAAAAUCUUCUAAUCUGCCACUAAAACAUCUGUGCACAUCAUGACCCAUCUCUAACCUCCCCCCCCCAAAAAAAAAAUAAAAUGUAAAGGGUGGGUACUCUUUUCUCAAAACCCUUCUGAGCUCUGUACAUGUGGCUGUGUACUGGAAUCGGUCUGCACAUCUUUAUGGCCUCCAGAUCACACCUGAAUAAAGACUUGGAAAAAACGUCCAGUUUCACUUCAGUUGUCUCCACGUGAUAGGAAGGAGCUGAAUGGGAGGUCACAGAGAGUCAGCCUGGUAAAAUGCCCUAGCAAAGGAUUCAAAAUUUCAUAUACAACAUGCAUUUGAUUCAAAGCAAAACCAACUGUCCUUCUUAAAUAUUUGUGCAUGCCAGGGAAAAGUAUUCCUUUCCUUGUUUCAGCAAAAUGGACUUAAUGACCAUCCCUAAGUCCUUUUCAAUCAUAUUCUAUUUCUACAGCUAAAUGACUUUACUAAAUUACUUCUACAUCAGUUGUUUUCUGUACUUGUAAUUUCACAAAUUGGAUUCCUAUCUCGUCAUGGCAUUUUCUAUCUAAGUAUUUUUUCCAUAUCCCUUAACAAGAUUAGCUGACAUGUGAGACUGAAAAAAACAAUUGCAGCUGGCCAGUUCUGUGCAUCUGUAGAAGUCUUAGAAUUUACUUUUAAAAGUAAAAGGUAAGAACUGCUAACUCAGCUGCUCUUUGGUUCUCUAACAGUUACCAGGCUUCCCACGAUGUGAAAAAAAAAAAUCACCUUUUUUUCCAGUCUAUAGCACUCCUUUUGAAGGUUGCUACAGGCACAGCUGUCUAAAGUGUUACUCAAGUAUUCAUCACAAAUCUACAAGAUCUUAAACCUUAAUAGCUGCUCUAGGGGAGAGAAGCUGCAGUGGGAAUAGAAUUGCUUUGGGGCAGCAAAGGUCAGAAUUUUGGAGAAGGAUUUGCAAAUUUGUACAUAAUUUCAAGGGCAUCCAUCCAUUUGGUGGGUUGGUUCCCAGCUAAUGUCUUGACACGGGGAAAACACUGCAGGGAGGGCUCUGUUUCUGGGGUAGUGUGGGUAACGAUCCUCUUCCCCUCCCAGUCUGACUCACUGAUCAUGCUCUUAUAUUUUGACAGUUGAAUGAAGAGCAUCCUUGUACUGAAGCGAGCAUCCCUUUGCAGAAGUGAGAAAUCUGUAAUUGGAAAAGAGUGAGCUGGGUGAGAAGUUGAUUUACAAACUGCAGCAUUUUUACUGUCCUGUUAUUAGUACAGUUUUCUUCUCCACUAAUGGGGUCAGAGCCAUAGCAACAUAUUUCCUAGACAAUUCUCUCCUUCAUCUGCAUCCUGGAUAGUUGUGUUUCCACAAUUUUGGAAGAAGUUCCUAUAGCCCAAGAAGAUAGUCCCCAGUCCUUGAUUUCCUGAUGGAUCCCAUCAGUAUGGGAUGCUGCCCAGCAGUUUAUUACACUUCUUCGGCUUGUAGGGAAAUCAGUAUAUCACAUUUUUUCCUUUUUUUUGCAUACUGGUGGGAUUUGGGACUGUUACGAGGACUUAUUUUAGCAUUGUGCAAGAAGGUAGUCUCCUGUAAAAAGAAUGAAGUCACUGAUUUUUUAUCAGCUGUGCAGACAUAAGGACUAGUUAAUAGCUAGCUAACCCAUGAAAUACCAGUGUGGGCUUCUGGCCAAGCUGCACUGGUUUAAAAAAUAACUCAAAAUGUAGAUAUGGGAACUACUUGAUCCAUAACAAGUAGUGCAUGAGUCCCAGGUCUAAUUUACAGCGAUUUUUAAGAGGGAUGAUUAAUGGAAAAAUCUCUUGAUCUGUAUUAUUUUUUAUUAAUGCCUUAACUGAAAUGUUAAAGUUGCUGCAGAGCCUUAGGUAGUGAUUCAUCUGAAUGCAGCUGAAUAAUGCAUCUUUUGCAGGAGUUUCCAGUUGAGGCACUUAGUGAUGGUAUGUCUGGAAUCUCUCCGCUCCCUCCUCUCUAAAGGUUAAAUCCAAACUGGAUUUCUUUGGUCAGCAAAAUCUUGCUGCCUUGGAGACACUUUAAUCACAGGGACAACUCUCAGCUUCCCUGACCUGAGUUCUCUGUACAAUGAGUAAGUCUAUGCUCCAUGUCAGGUGAAAGCUGUUGUUCUAGAUCCAAGAAAUGAAUUUAAUGUGGAUCAAAUCCUUACAAAAAGAGAUGUGCAAAAUCUUAUCCAGCUUUGUGUUACCAGACUGCUUGACACAACAAACCCAUCCCUGAGCACAAUUAAGAUGCAAGUUUACUUUGAUAUGAACUAUGCAAACCGAGCUGAAUUACUCAGAGAGCGGCAUCGUGUUCUGGAGGGAAGGCUGGCUCCUCUGGUCAGAGAUAUCACAGACAGUCGUCCUCGCGUGCAAGAUGAAAUGCAGAGAGUGUAUCAAAUGAUUGUUAGCUACAUGCUGCUGAGCUCUGGCCUGGGAUCCCCAACAGAUAUUGAGGUUGUCAGGGAGGUAACAGCUGCCUUGCAGAGUAUAUUCCCCCAGACAGCGCUGGUUGUGUUCAUCUCGCUCAGUAAGAAGGAUAAAGAGCAACAGCUGAAAAAUCUUGCCAUGCUAGUCACAGGGAUUCGAUUGUUCAACAAGGAGUGUGGGAAAGGAGGAAAGGGUAUUGAUGACCUGCCAGGCAUUCUGAAUGAAGCCAUUCCAUCAGCUACACGGACUGUUGAAGACAGUCUUAAUACUUGCCAUGUGCUAGCCCGCUGUUACACAGCUCUGUUGGAAUCCACGCACGAAGACCAGCACAGACACAGGCAGCUUAGUUCCUUCAAACUAAAAGAAGCGCUGUUCGGUGUGAGACAAUACGAGGCCUUCCUCUGCAUCCUUAUGUCUGAUGCAAUUACAGGUGCCCAAGAAAUUGAAAAGAUGAAUGUGCAGUUUACAACAACAAUGGAGCAGUUGAAAAACACAGUUCAGAAUAAGGUUUCCGUGGAUACCAAAGAAGUUUUUCCUCUCUUUGUUGCAAUUUAUGACGUGUGGACUGGAUUUCAGAACGAGAUGCUACUCCUGAGCUUUCUCACAAAUAUGACUAACAAUCUGCAACAGUUCUUGGAAACACAAUCGCAGCUUUUUCCUGAGGAAGUGCUAACAUCUCUUCUGGAAGGAGUGACUGUGAAAACUGAUGAGGAAAGGAUAAGAGAAACAAUGGGAACACGAGUAAACGUUUCAGAUUUUGAGAACCAAGAAUGGCUUUUUCCAGAGACGACUGCUAAUUUUGAUCAGUUGCUAAUCCAGUACCGUGGUUUCUGUGCGUAUGCAAUUGGUGUAAAAGGCCUCAUCCUUCCAGGAAAUCCUGCUAUUGGAAUUUUGAAGCACAAGGACAGAUGUUACGUGUUCAGUUCCAAAGAAUCUGCUUACAUUUUUGCUCAAGAUCCAGAUAAGUUCAUUCAGCUGAAUGUAGAAAAAGCAAAAGAACACGCAGAGCUAAUUCAUCUGCUCGAGCUUCACCAUCAGUUUGAAUACCUUGCUCCAUACACACAGGCAAGAAAUGCAGACAAACAUUUGAUGAAACCAAGCACAAAAUGUGACAGCAGCACUCAGACUGAUACUCACAUCUUGCCUCCGUCUAUUGUGAAGUCCUAUGAAUGGAAUGAGUGGGAACUGAGAAGAAAAGCUAUAAAAUUGGCCAAUUUGCGUCGCAAGUUAACCCAUGCCAUGCAGACUGAUCUUAGCCAUCUGAGAAGGGAGAACUCCACCCAAGUGUACUUGCCAAAAGAUGUCAGCACCCAGACUAAGCACGAUAACUCGAGCAAUGUACCCAGACCACAGAUUUUCUUGGCAGGUCUCCGAGGAGGGUCAUCUGCUGCUACUCAUAUGGUCAAAGUGGACUUAACAAGACCAAUAGAUGAAACCUAAGUGAAAAUGAGAAACCUAAAGAAAUAUACUAAAUACAUAUAAAAAUCUCAACGUAUACCUAAAUCAAGUUACCAAAAACUUUUACUGUGUCUGUUGAUUCCAGGAGCAGUUGACUUACUUCGUUUGUCUUACUUGCUAGGGCUGCUAAAUGGUAUUAAGUGAUAGAAAUGAUGGGCCUGAAACACCCAGAGUUUAAAAAGCAAUUUAUAGUGAAGAUGUGCCUGAAAACUUAAACUAAUAUUUAAAUGUGUAGUGUGGGUCUGGGGUUUUCUUGAUUUUGUAAUACAGUGACUGCUUGCUGAAACACCACUGUUAAGAGACAUGGCUUUGGUACAUGAAAA
Messenger RNA from Oxyura jamaicensis (ruddy duck), 6417 nucleotides. It is a transcript of the gene CFAP206, whose product is annotated as cilia and flagella associated protein 206. Gene Ontology annotation, cellular component: ciliary basal body; axoneme. Bases 4457 to 6076 code for a protein of 539 amino acids. Gene Ontology annotation, biological process: sperm axoneme assembly; regulation of flagellated sperm motility; regulation of cilium beat frequency. NCBI's taxonomy places the organism in Eukaryota, Metazoa, Chordata, Aves, Anseriformes, Anatidae. The transcript is spliced from 15 exons. The record is from RefSeq and is a predicted model, not a curated record.